Molecule: messenger RNA, 1480 nt
Organism: Triticum dicoccoides
Lineage: Eukaryota; Viridiplantae; Streptophyta; Magnoliopsida; Poales; Poaceae
Exons: 5
Coding region: 1-723 (240 amino acids)
Source: RefSeq, a predicted model, not a curated record
AUGCUCCCGACGUCGGCCGAAGUAUGGCAUGCCAUCCAUGCCAUGUUUGCUGCCCAAAGCCAAGCUCAAGCGAUCAACACCCGCAUCGAGCUCGUGAAUCUUCAGAAAGGUAACAUGACCAUGGCUGAAUAUCUUGGAAAAAUUAAGAGUCUUACCGAUGAGGCUUUAUCAUAUUUUUUCCACAAGAGGUCCCGGUCACACCCCCCAACUCCGCUUGCCCUAAGCACUCUCUCCGGAUCCCGUCUCGCCGCCGCCGCCCGCGCUCUCUCUGCAGUCUGCACUCACCGCGAUCCGGCCGCCCUCCCUGUCCGCGUUCCGAGGUCAUGGCGCCGGCCUGCGCCACGGCGUGCUUCACGGGUAUCACAGUUGCCGGGAACACCGCCACCCUGGUGCAGAGUAUCUUGGAUCUUGUGGACCGAUUCAAGGCCAUGCUGCGAUCCAAAGCGGAGCUCCGAGUGCGGCGUGCCAUUGACCAAGAAGGAUCUAAACAGCGAUGACAAGGUGGAGGAGAUCAAGGCCGAGCUGCAGAUCGUGCUCAAGGAAGCCAUGGACAAGCAGAGGGAGAAAGACCGUGCUGCGACCAACGCACGACUCAAGACCAUGAUCCUCAAAGAGUGUCCGUUCAAAGGCUGUGACGAGGCCUUCCUCUCCAGAAGGGAACUUAAGUUCCACUCCAAGAACUGUCACUGGGCCAGAGACAUCAACCACCUCAAAAUGGAGUGAAGACCGAGGCUUAAGCAAUGCCCGUUCUGGAGGAGGCCUGAACAACAAGGCGAUCAAAAUUAAUAAUUAGUAUUGCUACAUAUUCAUCAAAAAAUGAUUCCUGAAAUUCUUGCCACUGCAAAUUUUGUCUACUGGUGGCUAUCGUAUACACCUUUGAACGAGCCAUAAUAUUAGUAGAGGAGAACAUUGUCCAGUUUUUCUGUCACAACAAUGAAUAUCCAUGUGGUGGUAGACUUUAAUCUGUUUGAUUGGGUGGAUGUGUGUUCUGGAAAGAUAUGAUCUACAGUGUACUAGCUAGUUGAUGAUAUUUGCCUAACUAGUUGUAAUAUUAGACUCGUAGGCCCAAAACAACGAGCUUUCUACCUGAAUUUCUGAACAUCUAAAACUUUAAAGCGCAGAGAUACUGAGUGUAUUAGAAUUGCUGGAGCGUUGAAACCCACUGGUAAGUUGCAUACAUAUUAGAAUUCUUUGGUUAGGUAAAACUAGCCUCUGUAAGUGCAAGAACUAGCUCAGAUAUUUUGUACUCCCUCCGUCCCGAAAUACUUGUCGCAUAAAUAGAUGAAAUUGGAUGUAUCUAGAACUAAAAUGUGUCUAGAUACAUCCAUUUCCCCGACAAGUAUUUCCGGACGGAGGGAGUAUUAUGUUAGUUGUAGAACCAAAGUGGCAUGCGUUAAUUGAGUAGGAAACUGGCAUGCGCUAAUUGAGUAGGAAAACUAAAAUGAGGGACGAAAAUUUCAGUAAUCGCCACUCAGCCUGG